UCAUGAAAAUUCCAAAGUGUGAAUAUUCUGGCGAUUGUGAGAAAAUUGCCUUUCUGGUGAAGAGUACCCAACAAAGCCUUCACAAUGAAGACUUGUUUGUGUGUUCAAAAUGUCUGAAUUCCAGAUUCGCUUCAGAACCAAUUGUUCAAAUCCCUAACCCUAGAGACAUUUUACACUGAUUAGAAGCAGCCGAACACAAUCUGAUGAGAAUUGACCAUUUCAGAGAAUGGCAUAACCUCGACAAAUUAUGAGUUAAACUUUUACCAGAACUGAAAGACUAUAAGGAUACACAUGCACAGCUUAACAGUAAAUUCCAGAUAUCUAUUUUGACUCUCCUGUAGAUGACCUGGCUUCAGCAAAGGCUACCAAUGGCUGGGACAGACUCCCUUAUCUUCAUGUUGAAGCCAGGACUCUUCUUGAGACUGUGCUGGAGUCUCGUCUCUGGAAAGAAUACUGCAAAGAAGACAGUAUCAGACAGUUCAGAGACAACCAGUACGGGACCAGAAAGAUGUACAGUGCUUCCAAGAAGUGGGUCAACGGACAAAUGGUAAAGCUGAGAGAUCACCUUGCUAUAACCAGGUAUGGGGAACUCAAGGAAGAGCACAAGCAACUAAAGAAACAGUACGAUCAGAAAAGUGAACUGUGAGAUGAGAAACAACAGAAAAUUGAAAGACAGAUGAGAGAACUCCAGACUCAAGACUUGAAGCUAAUAACAUCGAACAGUCAGGUAGUCGCAAGCAAGAAAAAGCUUGAGAAUGCAGAACAGAUUAUGAUAAAGCAAGAAAACAGUUUAUCAGAGCUUAGAGAAAAACAGAAACAAGACAAGAACAAGUUUAAUGAAGACUUAGAAGCUAUAAAUCAGGAAAAAGCUAAGCUCGAGAAGAAGCGAAUCAAGGACAAGGAAAAAAUAAAAGUUUUGAAGGAAGAACUAGCUAAAGCUGAAGAGCUCAGAUUGCAGAGCGAAAGAAAUGCUGAAGACCAUAAAGAACACUCAGAACCAAAAUUAGAGCUUGAUGAUACUACUGUAAUUAUAGAUGGAUUAGAACAGAAAAUCAAAGAAAUAACAGAAUUGUGAUUAUGCCUUAAUCAAGAAAAACACAUCGAGUUGAUAAACCAACUAAUCCCAUACAAAAUGCCUCCUCUCAAAUCACUAACUUCCGUAUUAGCCAAAAGCCACCAAAACACUGAACUAUUGAAUAAAUUCUUUUCGAACUCAAUUUGAGAGCACAUCCAACACUUUAGUUUCGGAACUGAUCGCUGCACUCUUUCAAUAACUCCCUGUAUGUCCUCCCUCUCCAAGGUCUUACCUUGCGUUACUCAACAGGUUAGCAUUUAUUUCUUUGACUUGGCCCAGACUGAGUUCGAAGAACUUCUGGUUGCAGCUAAAAAUGCGAAAUGGGUGAGGAUUAGUAGAGGCAGGAUUGUAGGUGACUGUCAGCUGGACUUCGGAGGUAGGCUCGAAGGAGCUGCUUUUGAAGAAUUUGAAUUUAGAUGUUUGGCUUAUGAUUCCGAGGGAGUUGAUGAGAUCUUUUUCAGGAGCAUAGUGAAGGGACUGGCUGAAAUGGAGAGUGAGAAGAGUAGAAUGAUAAGGAUGGUUGUGGAUUAUUCUCAUUAUAAUAAAGAAAAAGGUAAAAAGAUUUUGAAAGAAUAUGGACUGACUAAAAUUAAGUUGGGGUAA
Moneuplotes crassus is the source of this 1678-nucleotide messenger RNA. NCBI's taxonomy places the organism in Eukaryota, Ciliophora, Spirotrichea, Euplotida, Euplotidae. The record is from the annotation of a GenBank genome assembly.